This is a messenger RNA of Chenopodium quinoa (quinoa), 3195 nucleotides long. Its product is annotated as tricalbin-3-like. Lineage: Eukaryota; Viridiplantae; Streptophyta; Magnoliopsida; Caryophyllales; Amaranthaceae. Gene Ontology annotation, molecular function: lipid binding. The transcript has 8 exons. The record is from RefSeq and is a predicted model, not a curated record. The coding region runs from base 764 to 2824 and encodes 686 amino acids.
CUCUUUAAUUUUCAGGUUGAUUAAAUAUGAUACUUAUUUUUGUAAGACGAAUAUAACACACUCUAAAAUUAUCAAACCUCACAAUGUAAGUUACAAGUCUUACAAAACGAGUUAAUCAUACCUUUGAUUGGUAACCAUAGAAUUUGCAUUCUGGACUAGUUGACUCUUGAGUGGAGGGGGAAACCUAAUUGAAAAUAUUGACAUGCACAAAUAUAGACCAUAACUUUUGUCCAAAAAAAAAAAAACCAUAAAGAGAGAAAAAAAGAAAAGAAAAACACCAACUAGAAUAACGCCGACCCACGUGUAAAACCUUCCAAAAAUCACACCAAAAUACAAAAUCAAUUUUAUUUUAGCAACCAAAUAAAUUUAAAUAAAAAUUACAUAAAUAAAAAAAAUUAUUAUCCCAACUUUCCCACAUUUGAGGCUUCAACCUCUUCUUGUGAUUUCCACCUUUUCCCCACCACUUUCCAGUUUCCACCCUUUUCUCAAACACCCAUUUGCUAUACUUUCAUUGGCAUGCCGAAUUGCUGUCCAAUUGAGGUUUGCUUUGAUUUAUUUCUUGCAUUCAAGCUUAAAUUUUGAAUCUUGUUUUCUGGGUUUUGGUGGGUUUUUCUUGGUUUUCUGAGAUUUAUAGUUUUCUGGGGUCUGUUAAUUGUUCACCAAUUAGUAUUUAAUUUGAUAGAAUUCAUGUUUACUUAUGCAAUUGAUGUUACUUUAUGUGCCCAUAUCAAAAUUAGGGCAACCCAUUUGCAAUUUAUCAUAAAUGGUUUUGCUCUCUGCUUGUGCAAGCUCUGAUUUUUCCCAAAUUACCCGGGUUCCAUUCCCGGUUUGCCCAUGUAAAAUCGGUCCGAGACGGGCGGUUUGUUUGAAUGGAAGUUGGGAUUGUGGUUUUUAUUUGUUAGGGUUUCAUAGAAGUAAGAGGAGGAGGUGUUUUGGGGAGAAUUUGCAUAAGAAUGUGAGUAGGAAUUGGGUUUUUAGAGCUUGUGCUGUUUCUAGUGAUGGUGGGGGUACUAACUUUAAUGUAGAUAUAGCUAAUUCUGCUAGGAGAGGUGCUAAAAGUAUUGUUCUAAGUCGGUUUUCGGAUGGAUUCGACAAUGAUGAUGAUGCUAGUAGGGAUUUGUCACAAGAAUCUAUUCAAUUGGGCUCGGGUUUUAACAAUUUUCAGCAAGACCCGAUUGUGGAUAAGCUUAGGACACAACUAGGAGUGAUACAUCCUAUCCCAUCGCCUCCGAUAAACCGUACUGUUUUCAGCUUGUUUGUGUUCUUCUUCUUUGUUGGGGUUGUUUUUGACAAAGUAUGGACACGGUUAAAGAGGAAAAAGUCGGAUGCUCAGCUUGCUUUGUGGCGGCAAACACCCUUGACUGGUUCGAUGUUUUUUGAGAAGGAUUUGCAGAGGAAGGAAUCGGUGGAAUGGGUGAACAUGGUGCUAGGAAAGUUGUGGCAGGUUUACAGACCUGGUCUUGAAAAUUGGAUUAUUGGUCUGCUUCAACCUGUUAUUGAUAAUAUAGAAAAACCAGAUUAUGUAGAGCGAGUGGAGGUGAAGCAGUUCUCGUUGGGAGAUGAGCCCCUGUCUGUUAGAAGUGUGGAACGCAGGACUUCUCGCCGUGUGAAUGAUUUACAGUACCAGAUAGGACUUCGUUACACUGGCGGUGCUCGUAUGCUCUUAAUGCUCUCUUUGAAAUUUGGUAUUCUUCCCAUUAUGGUGCCAGUUGGUGUUCGGGAUUUUGAUAUUGAUGGGGAACUUUGGGUGAAACUUAGGUUAAUACCCACAGAGCCUUGGGUUGGAGCUGUUUCAUGGGCCUUUGUUGACCUUCCAAAAAUAGCGUUUGAACUGUCACCAUUUCGCUUGUUCAAUUUAAUGGCAAUACCUGUCCUUUCAACCUUCUUGAUAAAACUGUUAACUGAAGAUUUACCAAGACUCUUUGUCCGCCCAAAGAAGAUUGUUUUAGAUUUUCAAAAGGGGGAAGCUGUUGGGCCUGUGCCUACAGAUUUGAAAUCUGGAGAUGCUCAAGAAAAAAAUAAAGAUUCUGUUGGCGAGCUGUCAGUGACUCUUGUUGAUGCUCGUGAUCUCUCAUAUGUUUUAUAUGGUAAGACGGAUCCAUAUGUUAUUUUACGGCUGGGAGAUCAAAUAAUACGCAGUAAGAAGAAUAGUCAAACCACUGUUAUUGGACCACCUGGUGAACCAAUUUGGAACCAAGACUUCAAUAUGCUUGUUGCUGAUCCUCAAAAACAGAAAUUGUAUGUUGAAGUUGUGGAUUCUCUUGGCUUUGCAUAUAUGACAACUGGUACUGGAGAGGUUGAUUUAAGUACUCUCCAAGACACAGUUCCAACAGACAAGAUUGUUGUCUUGACUGGAGGUUGGAAUUUGUUUAGAAAGAGAAAAUGUGGUGAAUUACUUCUCCGGCUGACGUAUAAAGCAUAUGUGGAAGAUGAAGAGGACGAGGGGACAAAAGCACAAGCAGCUAGCUCAAUAAUUUCAGAUGAUGAUGGCUCUGAUGCUGAUGAGCCUGGUCUUAAUUACAAGCAAAUGUCCAUGGGAGAUAAAGAAUCAUUUAUGGAUGUUCUUGCCGCUCUAAUUGUCAGCGAGGAAUUUCAAGGAAUAGUAACUUCUGAAACUGGAAAUACUAAAGUUGGGGAUGAUGUUACUAAUAUAGGCUCUACCUCUCCAAAGUCUCAAGGCAUUGCAGCUGAAUCCGUUCCUUCUGGGGUGGAUGGUGCAGCAGAAAAUUCUAAAGGAUCUGCGCUAUUUUGGCUGGCUGUGAUUACCAGUGUUGCAGUUGUAAUUGCUCUGAAUGUUGGCGGUUCAAGUAUCUUUAAUCCUUGAUUUUUCCCAAGACGGCAAUUCCCAAAUUUUGGAUUUUCAUGAAGUGUGUUAGGUUUCUGAAUGGAAAGAACUGAUAUUGGCAGGCAGCAGCGUUCUUUAAAGGAGCAGAUGGUGAUUUCUUUUGUAUACUGUCUGCUGAGUCGUUAAUUAUGCAAAUUGAUGUAAUUCCAGUGAGUUAAUAAUUCCUUAGUCUCUCGUCAUAUAAUAAUUCUUUGUUUGGGGAAUUUUGUGGCCUAUCCCCUUGAUCGGCGUUCAAAUUGUAAAUCCUAACUCCAUCUCUCUCCUUUCUUUCUUGUAACUAAACUUUGGCUGCUACUUGUAUAAUUUAAACCACAGGUAGGUCAAAUUGAAGACACUCCUAUGAUUUUUCA